AUGGAGCAUGAGAAACCCUUGGCUCUCCCAUCAGAUACAAGCAACGCUCCAGAAAACCACCAAACAAUGCAUAUAUGCUCAGAAUGUGGGAAAACCAUUGCUUGUUGGUCCCUCCUUUUGACCCACAGGAAGAUCCAUUUUCAAAGCGGAUCCAGUCAAUGUUUGGAGGGCAUCCUAAAACCUUAUAAAUGUGAGGAAUGUGACUUACGUUUUGAAAGAAAGUUAGAACUUCUGAGACAUCAGAAAAUCCACACUGGAGAGAAACCUUAUCAAUGUCUGGAAUGUGGGAAAUGUUUCUGCCUAAAAGCCAAUCUCAAAAACCACCAGACGAUUCACACAGGGGAGGAACCUUACAAGUGUUGGGAAUGUGGAAAGAGCUUUUCUCAGAACUCAAAUCUUUGGCGCCAUGAGAAUAUUCAUGCAGGAAUAAAACCUUACAAAUGCUUUGUGUGUGGAAAAUGUUUCGCCCGGAGUUCAGCUCUUCGAAGUCAUUGGAAAACACACAGAGGGGAGAAAAAUGUAAAGUGCCUCAAAUGUGGGAGAUACUUUUCCAGUAAAUCAACCCUGGUGCGACAUCAAAAAAUUCACACUGGAGACAGACCCUUUGAAUGCCCAGAAUGUGGGAGAAGAUUUAUGUAUUAUUUUGAACUUUGGAGACAUCAGAAUGGUCACAAAGGGGAGGAACCCUAG
This is a messenger RNA of Pseudonaja textilis, 690 nucleotides long. The record is from RefSeq and is a predicted model, not a curated record. NCBI's taxonomy places the organism in Eukaryota, Metazoa, Chordata, Lepidosauria, Squamata, Elapidae.